Molecule: messenger RNA, 2142 nt
Organism: Talaromyces proteolyticus
Lineage: Eukaryota; Fungi; Ascomycota; Eurotiomycetes; Eurotiales; Trichocomaceae
Exons: 7
Coding region: 1-2142 (713 amino acids)
Cellular component (GO): nucleus
Molecular function (GO): RNA binding
Source: RefSeq, a predicted model, not a curated record
AUGUCUUCUGCCGUAGCAGAGCUCGAUACCUACCUUCAGUCUAUGCUUAGUUUAAAGCCGCCAGGCGUUUCAGGCUCUAAGAUUGGAAGCAUCUCACAACUCUGUACCGCCAAUGUUCAGUCCGAAUCCGUUCUGAUCCAAAAAAUUUUCACACACUUCAAGAGAGCUCCAGGAACACACAAGCUGGGCGUCCUAUAUGUCGUAGACUCUGUAACUCGACAAUGGGUAGAAGCAGCUCGCAAAGCAGGUCAACCACCUGGGAGUCCUGCUCCUGAUGGAACAUUUGCUGCUGGAGUCAACCGAGUAACCGAGCUCUUGCCAGUCCUGAUGACUGAUAUCCUAAACAGUGCUCCUGAAGAUCAAAAGGAAAAAAUCAAGAAACUAGUGGACAUUUGGGAGCGUGGACAGACGUUCCCCGCAUCUAUGCUCGCCAGCUUCAAAGCGAAGUUGAACGCUUCACCAUCUAAAAAUAUUGUAUCCACUACUCCUGAGGGCUCACCAGCUCCCGGGAUUAAUCCCCUUGCGGGAUUGCAAGGCCAAGCCCAGAAUUCAUCUGCUGGUGCGCCUGAUACUCACAGCAUUUUAAAAGCUCUAGCCGAUAUGGCAAAACAAAAUCCGGCAGCUCCUCCAGCACAAGGAAUUCCUGCCCAAUCAAAUCCUUUGGCAGCAUUGACUGCACAAAAUGCUACCCCCAGCCUUCCUGUGUCCUCGUCUGUAGACCAGAGUACUCUAUCAACAACCGGACAGAAUGUAAAUCCGUAUGGUGCUGCAUUUGCAGGACUUGGUAAUCUCAAUGGAAACCCAAUGGCAGCAGUAUCCAAUACGUUGCCAGGCGCUCAGCCAAACCCUUUGGCUGCAGUACUCCCACAAGCUGCCGCAGGAGCCCAGCAGUCGCCAGCAGUAGCACCUGACGUCUUCCAACAAGUUCAGCUACUACAACUACUCGCAGCACAAGGUAUUCCUCAGGAUCAAUGGGGCACAGCUUUACAGAUUCUCAGUUUGUCCAACAAUGCUAAUACGGGAAUGUCCCAAAUGAACUCGCUUCAAUCCGCCGGGUUUAAUCUUCCAGACGCUACGGCACAACAGGGAUGGCCUGAUGUUGGUUCACGUGAUGUGGAUAGAGACCGCGAACGAGAUAGAGAUUACAUGCGGUCACCAUUAGGCCAAUAUCGCCGACGCUCACGUUCUCCUGGUUGGGACCGCCGUCGCGAGGCUUCACCCCCACGCCGUCGUGACAGCCCUGUGUAUGGUGAAUAUCAUGGAGAUUCUCCUGGUCGUCGGGGUGAUGCUCGGGGUAGACGUGGCAACGAUUAUCGGCAACGCAGUCCUCCUGGCAGACGACGACGUACCCCAACGCCCCCUCACCAGGAGUCUUCGUUGCCUCCACCAGGACCUAAGCUGGUUGAGUGGGACUAUUCGAUUGGUCAGGGCAAUAUCAAGGUCUUGAGUCGAACUCUUUUUGUUGGUGGUGUCACCUCUCCUGAGGCUCACCUACGGGCCUUGUUCAGCAAGUUUGGGAUCGUACAGACAUGUAUCGUUAAUGUCGACAAGCGCCAUGCAUUCAUCAAGAUGAUCAAUCGUAGAGAUGCAAUGCUUGCUAGAGAAGGAAUGGAAACUUACAAGUCUGGCGACAUGCAACUCCGGACCCGUUGGGGCGUUGGAUUUGGACCUCGUGACUGCAGUGAUUACCAAACCGGAAUUAGCAUCAUUCCCAUUGAGCGAUUGACCGAAGCCGAUCGUAAAUGGAUGCUAACUGCGGAGUACGGUGGCACUGGUGGAAAACCAAUCGAGAACGGCAUGGUUGUAGAGGAGCCUGAUAUCGAAAUAGGAGCUGGUGUUUCAUCCAAAGCCAUUAGUAGGCGCAUGGCGACUGACUCCGGCGGCAAACGCGGUCCGCAGUCAUCACGUACUCAGACUGACAGAUUCCGUCGCCCAGAGCGCGGUAUGGAGAUGCAUAACGGCGCUGGCAUGUACGGCGGCGAGCGUGAAACCUCUAACAUCAAUAACCCUGCAGUACCACCAGCCGUUCCCGGGUUUGGAUUCCAACUUGCUGGUAUGCCCAUGUUCCCUCCUGGGUUCAUGCUGAGCGGCACGCAGCCGGGCUCAGCGCCUCCCCAACCACCACCUCCUGGCCAAGGCUGA